Colletotrichum higginsianum IMI 349063 is the source of this 1209-nucleotide messenger RNA. RefSeq names its product Fasciclin domain-containing protein. Lineage: Eukaryota; Fungi; Ascomycota; Sordariomycetes; Glomerellales; Glomerellaceae. The transcript has 4 exons. The record is from RefSeq and is a predicted model, not a curated record. The coding region runs from base 1 to 1209 and encodes 402 amino acids.
AUGCACUUCCUAGAGACCUUUGCCUUGGCUGCUGUCAGUAUCGCGCCAUUUGCUUCAGCCGGCGAUCCUUUGGUGUCCCCGCGGCAGGCUCAGCAAAGCCUCAGCAAUGCGCUGUCGAAACAUGCAGACCUGUCGGCUUUCAACCAGCUCUUGAGCAACUACCCCAGCAUCGUCGACAAUAUCACGGCUGGGGCUGACAACAAGAUCACACUUCUGGUGCCCACCAAUGAUGCAUUCGCAAACUUCCUCAAACUGUCUAAUGCCACCGAUAUAAGCCAGCUCCCCGUCAAGCAGCUUCUAACCGUGUUCCAAUACCACACUCUAGACGCGCCCUUGACUUCCACGAACUUCAGUUCUCCAAGAGGCCUUACAGUUCCCACAAAACUUCGCGACGAGCUCUAUAACCUGAGAAGUCCCGGUUCUGCCCUCAUCAGCCAGUUCGGCGACGAGGCCCAGGGCCAGGUUCUCUACGUUUCACGAGACACCAUCAACCCGAUAAAACUCAGAGUGAGACAAAGUUCCUCGUCUGGCGACAAUACAGCAAACCUGCGAGCCGGUCUAGGCCAAACUGCAGAGCUCACUGCCAUAGACGGGGAAUGGGAUGGGGGCUACUUCCAGUCCAUUGAUACUGUGUUGGAGGCACCAAGGCCCUGCUCGACAACAAUCAAGAAGCUCUCGGGCUCGUUGUCUUCUCUGAGGGAUGCAUUGGACAAGACCAAGCUAUGGAAGGCACUGGAUACUACUGGCAAUGUCACGUGUCUGGGCCCGAACACGGCAGCCUUCAACGAGGCCGGCAGCCCGGAGAAAUCACUUGGAAACCAGGACCUCACAAACGCUUUGCUCUUCCACACACUACCUCAAGUAGCUUACAGCAACUUUUUGGAGGACGGUCAGGUAUUUACCUCGCUUGCCAAUCUUACCGUAAGGGUCACUGUCAGAGACGACGGGGUCUGGUUCAACGACGCGAAAGUCGUCAGCCCUAACGUUCUGACGAACAACGGACUCAUCCAUAUUCUGGACCGCGUGAUGUCUCCGAAUGCCACCGGGCCCUCUUCUUCAGAUCUGCCGUCGUCCACGGCUUCCCCGUCAGGAUCGAGCACUGCCAGCCCCUCCUCGACCAAUGCGCCCCCCAGCGCCGGUAACACUGUCAAGGGCAACAUGCAUGCCGCGGCUGUUAUUGCUCUUGCGGCCGGCUUAAUGCUUGUCUGA